GGCAGGGCGGCGCGGAUGACGUCAUCAAAGCGCGACGCACGCACGGCGAGCGGGCGAAGGCGUCGUCGGGCCGCUGAUAUAUUACGCCGACUACGCCCCGCUCGCUCGCUCUGUGACGAGAGGCUCGCGGGAAGAGGGCGCGGCCGACGCCGGUUCUCUCGGGUCGCCGUCAUGACGGGGCGUAAGUUUCCCAAGGAGAAGAAGCGGCACCGCUCCCGCCUAGGCUGCCUGGACGAAGAAGGCGGAGGCAAAGGCGGAGGCAGCGAGAGGAAACGCCGGAGCAUCGAGCCGCUUCAAGGCCUGGCCGAGGAAACAAAAUGUACUACACAAAUUCCAGAAAAUGAGGAUGUGGAAGAAGAAUCCAGUGACCUAGAAGAAGGUGGAUUAGAUCUCAGCGUGCAAUUGAAGCCAGUUAGUUUCUACAUCACAGAUAAGAAGGAAAUGCUACACCAGUGCUUUUGUAUCAUAGGAGAGAAGAAAGUGCAGAAAAUGCUGCCUGAUGUCUUAAAGGGCUGUUCAAUAGAAGAAAUCAAAAGGCUUUGUCUUGAACAGUUGGAGCUCCUGUCUGAGAAGAAGUUAUUGAGAAUUCUUGAAGGUGAGAAUGAAAAUGACUCCGACAGUGAUGAAGAGGCUAAUGGUGGGGAAGAGAAGACAGCAGUUGAAUCUAUCAGCCAGCAAGACAAUAGUAUAGAUUCUACUUCUUCUUUGAAGGAAGACAACAAACUGGACGCUUUGGACUCAAAGCAAGGCAAAGGAGAAGACAGCGAUGUUCUCAGCAUCAACGCAGAUGCGUACGACAGUGACAUUGAAGGCCCAUGCAAUGAGGAAGAUAAUUCAGAUGGGCUGGAAAGGACUGUCAGAAGUGGAGAUGGUCCAAUAGACGACCUCCAGAAGGACAUUGAGAAAAGCGUGAACGAGAUCCUGGGGCUUGCAGAAUCCUCCCCAAAGGAGCCAAAGGCAGCAACUUUGGCGGUUCCUCCAACAGAUGAUGUCCAGCCAUCAGCACAGCAGCUGGAACUCCUGGAGCUUGAGAUGCGAGCCAGGGCUAUUAAGGCUCUCAUGAAAGCCGGAGAUGUAAAAAAAUAGCCCCAGGGCUGUUUCAUUUGCAAGAUGUCUGCAUUUGUUCUGAUGGGUGUGAUGUCGGCUCCCUUCAGUGCUAAAAUAUAUUUGAACCGGUUUUGACAUUCCUCAUUCAAGCCCUUUGUGUAUCCUGACCCAUGGCUGAAGAAGUUGGCAGCAGUUUGUCACUGCCAUCAGAACUGUGUGACUCUUGCACAAGUGGAGAGGCUUGACGCUGUUCGACUCAACUGGCCAUUUUCUCUUUUUGUGUUGGAUUUCCACCCUUCCCUCCCACCGCCCUCAACACAAAUUGGGAAAUGGUUGUAGAUGAUAUGCAUCUCUUGCUAAAUCCCGGUGCUUUGCAGAAUAAUUGGGGAACAAUGUAAGGCCUUCUCAGGGCUUACUUCAGCAUUCUGGGGAGAUUCAGUUGGGGAAAAGAAACAGACCACCGCUCCUUAGAGAUGGAGGCCUAUCGGACAUGUAUAUUGAGAAAUCCUUUGCACCAGCAGUUGAGACCCAGAUUGCUUGUUUUCGUUGGGUUCAGUUUAUGAGCAAAAUAUUGUAUGCCCUAUGCCAAGGGAACCAAGAUGGUAGUGCAGUCUGUGGAGCCCUUAAUGGGUCUUGGCAGCUUCUGGUGCCAGCCCAUGAGCAUUCAUAAUCUGUGUAGUUUGAAACAUAAUACAGUUACUGUCUCCCUUAAUUUUUAGUGAGUUUAAGUAAUGAUGUGGGUGCAUCCUAAAACACACUCUUUAAAACGAAUUUCUGGUGCUUGACUGUAGUUAUGUGUGUAGCGUCCAGCUUUCCAGGACAUGUUACAAAUUCCUUUUCAAUCCCUUAAGUGCAUUGUCAAUGUUAAGUUAUAGACUUAAUAUGGUUAAAUGUAAUUUGUAAACUCAGCCUAGGAAGACCCUUUCCUAGGACUAGAUAGGACGUUUUGACAAUGCAAAAGUAGAUAUUUAUAUGCAGUUGGGGUAGUUGUUACACGUGUCUAUCCUGUACGUUAUGAAGCAAAGCGACUAAGACUUAAAAUGUUGGUGUCCUGAGGUUUUGUUUUGAAGUAAGUCUGUACUGAUUGCAGGGGAAAAAAGACAUUUAAAAAUUUAUGACUCCUUAUUCAGGGUGCAAGGCACGCCAAUACCUGCUGCUUUGAAAACGGCCAAAAAGUGUGGGAGAUCAACAUGUAUUAAUAAAUGCAUUUGACUAUACAUUUCAGUGCAUGCUCAGGUUGAUUAAUUAAAAAAAUAAUAAUGGGUGGAAGUACCAGCAGGUUGCAUGGUGUGGCAUAGCAGAGGCUGGCUGGCUAGUGAUUGCUGGUUGAACAAUAAAUACUCAUUUUAAAUUGCAUUCUUUUGUUCUCCUGCCUCCUUAAGCUUGAAUGUUUGGGUUGGAAAAAGGAAAAGCUUGCUAAGCCUAGCAUUGAACUGAGUGAAAAAUGUGGACCAUCAGUUUCGUGCAUUAAAGACUGGAAGGAAACAGAGUUGGCUUGAAUGAGGAAAAUGGGGAUUUUUCAUCUCCUUGGUUGGGGCGCAGAAGGGAAAGUUAAAUGAGGGAGGAAAUUUGGGGGGUAAGGAACUGAUCCGGAAACGGUGCAGGGAAACUUAGAAGAAAAGUUAAUGGAGUUAAAUGCCUUUGAGUUUUGGUAUAAUCAAGGAAGAGUUAACACUUUGUUUUAUUUUGUAGAUGGUUGUUGACACCACUUGGGGGGGGGAUGAACAAGGAAGGCAUCUAAGCUUUUUCUUGUGAUAGAUACCAUCUCUGUCUUACUAAGCUCAUACAUUUCAAAUUUUUCACAUGCAAUUGGAGUCAUUGUCAAAACUAUCUCUUCAGCUGUGAUUUAACAGAAAUCUCAGCUGUCAGUACUAGAGUGGUAAAGUGUUGGGUUUAUUUCUGAGUGUAGAAGCUUCACUGACCAUUGUGAAUUCUUGAAGCAAUAGUCUAGAAAAAUAAAGUAUCUAAAAUAUC
Messenger RNA from Podarcis muralis (Common wall lizard), 3021 nucleotides. The record is from RefSeq and is a predicted model, not a curated record. Lineage: Eukaryota; Metazoa; Chordata; Lepidosauria; Squamata; Lacertidae.